Molecule: messenger RNA, 981 nt
Organism: Lasiosphaeria miniovina
Lineage: Eukaryota; Fungi; Ascomycota; Sordariomycetes; Sordariales; Lasiosphaeriaceae
Exons: 3
Coding region: 209-862 (217 amino acids)
Source: RefSeq, a predicted model, not a curated record
CAUCAUCACUACUGAUCUCAUAGCUGCGCGGCCUGCAUCAGCAUACAAUAUUCAAGUCUUUUCUCUUGUCUUGGCGUGUCUCUUUGUCUCUCGGUUUCUGCCAGUCUCAGUCCUCUCAAACAGAGCAGGCUUAUUGAAUGCUUCUCUCUUUCCCCCUUUUGUAUUCGACACCCAGUCCCUGAGAGGUUGAACAUGGUCUUGUCAUAUCAUGUCCCCUCAACACUUCCAGGGGCUGCGUCGGGCUUCUAACAAAAUCGACCCGCCAGCCAACCCGCCCCCAUCCGACCCGGUAAGGAAAGUUGAUCCCACCCUGAAUCCCAUCACCCGCAGGCCUGGCCCCGGCCGUGGUCGUCCAAGGAAGCAAGGCAGCGCCGGCGCUCAGGGGGGCCAAGGCAGCGCCUCCGCCUCGCCCGUCGUCCCCGGAUUUUCGGGGGUCCCUCACCAAGCCCCCGUUGCUGGCAUGCACGGUUUCAUCGGCGUCCACAACAUGCACGGCCUGCCCGGCGUUCACGGCUUGCCGAUGUCUGGCGUUCCUGGCGAUGUCGCUGGCCUCCCAAGCUCUGGCGGCGUGCAGGUCGGCCAGGGCGGUGAGGCACGGCAGUCACCUGCCGAAGGCUCGCCCAGCAUGGGCGAGGAACAGACACCCGUGCAUGACGAUAUAGCCGUGGACCCCAGCCUUGAGGAUCACGAUCACGAUCACGAUCACGACGAGCAACCCGCAAAGCGUCCCAGGCUCGACAAUGGCCAGGACACGACGCCGCUGGAAGACGAAGCCGUUAUGAACGCUCUCGCUGCUCAUAACAAUAGCAACCCUCCACAAGGGCAUGGCUACACGACAGACUUCAACUAUGGCGAGGCGUAGAGCAUAUCGCCGAACGAGAACGCCUGGUUGCCUGAUGUGGGGUACCUGAUGAGGGUUCACAAUGACGGGUAGCUCUGUCCGGCGUUUUAGCUCUAGCUAUUCGCUGUCGUCGACUCUGU